AUGGCUUCCUUCCCCGAGUCAGAUUUCCAGAUCUGCCCGCUGUGCAAGGAGAUGUGCGGCUCGCCGGCUCCCAUCUCGUCCAACUCAUCCACCUCGUCGUCGUCCUCGCAGACGUCCAACUCGUCCGGCGGCGGCGGGGGCUCCUCGUCGUCCUCUUCCUCCUCGUGCGCCCCGUCGAGGCGCCUGCACGUCCUGCCCUGCUUGCACGCCUUCUGCCGCCAGUGCCUGGAGGCGCAGCGCCACCCCAGCGCGGGGGACUCGCUCAAACUGCGCUGCCCCGUCUGCGACCAGAAGGUGGUGAUCUCGGAGCCGUCGGGCAUGGACGCGCUGCCCUCCUCCAACUUCCUCCUCAGCAACCUGCUCGACGUGGUCGUCGUGGCCGCCGCCGCCGAGGACCAGAAGAACAACGGCCGGCCCGGCGGCCCAGGAGGCGGCGGCGGCGGCCCGGGGGGAAGCGGCGGCGGCGGCAGCAACAGCAGCACCAACAACCGGCACCACCACCCGCGCCAGCAGCAGGCGCAGCAGCAGCAUCGCGCCUCGACCGGCGGCUCGUCGCCCGGCUCAGCGGCCGGCUCGGCGUCGUCGGGGGGCGGCGGCGGCGGCUCCUCGCUGCUCCUCCGGCGGCCCCACAGCCGGCAGGGCGAGCCUCGCUGCAGCUCGUGCGACGAAGGCAAUGCCGUCAGCUCGCGCUGCCUCGACUGCCAGGAGCACCUGUGCGACAACUGCGUGCGCGCCCACCAGCGCGUCCGCCUCACCAAGGACCAUUUCAUCGAGCGCUUCGGACCCGGGCCGCCGGGCCCCGCCGCCGCCGCCGCCCAGCUCGCCCUCGGCCAGCCCUACUCCGCCGCGCCCUACAACAUCCUCUCCGUCUUCCCGGACAGGGUCAACUACUGCCAACACCACGAGGACGAGGUGCUGCAUUUCUACUGUGACACUUGUUCUGUGCCCAUCUGUCGGGAAUGCACCAUGGGACGACAUGUGGGUCACAGCUUUAUCUACCUCCAAGAUGCCCUGCAGGACUCCAGGACGCUUACCAUUCAGCUACUAGCAGAUGCUCAACAAGGGCGGCAGGCCAUUCAGCUGAGUAUUGAGCAAGCCCAGGCAGUAGCAGAGCAAGUUGAGAUGAAGGCAAAGAUGGUACAAUCUGAAGUGAAGGCCGUGACCUCUAGACACAAGAAGGCUCUGGAAGAAAGGGAGUGUGAGCUGCUGUGGAAGGUGGAAAAAAUCCGCCAAGUGAAAGCCAAGUCUCUCUACCUGCAAGUAGAAAAGCUACGUCAAAACUUGAAUAAGUUGGACAACACCAUCAGUGCAGUUCAGCAGGUUCUAGAGGAAGGCCGGAACAUGGAUAUCCUCUUGGCUCGAGACCGCAUGCUCGCUCAGGUACAAGAGCUGAAGAACGUCAGAGGUUUCUUGCAACCUCAAGAGGAUGACAGGGUCAUGUUCACUCCUCCGGAUCAAGCGCUGUAUAUGGCCAUCAAAUCUAUGGGGUUUGUCAGCAGUGGGGCCUUCGCUCCUCUGACCAAAGCCACUGGGGAAGGUCUCAAACGUGCACUGCAAGGCAAAGUGGCCUCUUUCACAGUGAUUGGUUAUGACCACGAUGGGGAACCUCGCCUCUCGGGGGGAGACAUGAUCUCGGCUGUGGUAAUGGGGCCUGAUGGAAAUCUUUUUGGAGCAGACAUUGGUGACCAGCAGAAUGGAACCUAUCUGGUCAACUACAGGCCUCAGCUGGAAGGGGAGCACCUAAUAUCUGUCAUGAUGUGCAACCAGCAUAUAGAAAAUAGCCCGUUCAAAGUCAUGGUCAAAUCUGGGCGCAGUUACGUUGGCAUUGGACUGCCAGGGCUUUGCUUUGGUAGUGAGGGAGACAGUGAUGGGAAGCUGUGCCGCCCUUGGGGGGUUAGUGUAGAUAAGGAAGGAUAUAUCAUUGUUGCUGAUCGCAGCAACAACCGCAUACAGGUCUUUAAGCCCUGUGGUGCUUUCCACCACAAGUUCGGCACCUUGGGCUCAAGGCCUGGCCAGUUUGAUCGGCCUGCCGGCGUCGCCUGUGACUCUUCCCGGAGGAUUGUUGUGGCAGACAAAGACAAUCAUCGCAUCCAGAUCUUCACUUUUGAUGGCCAAUUCAUUCUGAAGUUCGGGGAGAAAGGAACCAAGAACGGUCAGUUUAACUAUCCCUGGGAUGUCGCGGUAAACUCAGAAGGCAAAAUCCUGGUGUCUGACACAAGGAAUCAUCGGAUUCAGUUGUUCGGGCCUGACGGAGUGUUUCUGAAUAAAUACGGUUUUGAAGGGGCACUCUGGAAGCACUUUGAUUCCCCGAGGGGUGUAACGUUCAAUCACGAAGGCCAUCUAGUAGUGACGGAUUUCAACAAUCAUCGUCUCUUGGUCAUACAUCCUGACUGUCAGUCAGCGCGCUUCCUUGGGUCUGAAGGCACAAGUAAUGGCCAGUUUCUGCGCCCACAAGGUGUGGCAGUAGAUCAGGAAGGUCGUAUCAUUGUGGCAGAUUCUAGGAACCAUCGUGUGCAGAUAUUUGAGCCGAAUGGUAGUUUUUUAUGCAAAUUUGGCACUCAGGGAAGUGGCUUUGGUCAGAUGGACCGUCCUUCAGGUAUUGCAGUCACCCCAGAUGGCAUGGUUGUUGUGGUUGACUUUGGAAACAAUCGGAUUCUCAUCUUCUAA
Molecule: messenger RNA, 2667 nt
Organism: Eublepharis macularius
Lineage: Eukaryota; Metazoa; Chordata; Lepidosauria; Squamata; Eublepharidae
Gene: TRIM71
Product: tripartite motif containing 71
Exons: 4
Coding region: 1-2667 (888 amino acids)
Biological process (GO): proteasome-mediated ubiquitin-dependent protein catabolic process; protein polyubiquitination
Molecular function (GO): zinc ion binding; ubiquitin protein ligase activity; protein binding
Source: RefSeq, a predicted model, not a curated record